Molecule: messenger RNA, 2606 nt
Organism: Sinocyclocheilus rhinocerous
Lineage: Eukaryota; Metazoa; Chordata; Actinopteri; Cypriniformes; Cyprinidae
Product: gamma-aminobutyric acid receptor subunit pi-like
Exons: 11
Coding region: 1-2127 (708 amino acids)
Biological process (GO): monoatomic ion transmembrane transport
Cellular component (GO): membrane
Molecular function (GO): extracellular ligand-gated monoatomic ion channel activity; transmembrane signaling receptor activity
Source: RefSeq, a predicted model, not a curated record
AUGAGGAACUCACCAGGACGUGGCGCACCCCCUACUCAGCCCGUGUUAAUCCCUCUACUUCCACCGCUCUCACCACUGUUGACGGGGCUGCAGAAAAGAGGUUAUCGAAAGCUCCCCCCUCUGGAAGAGGUGAUCACUGCGCAUCUGUGCCCUUCAUCGGCCCAGGGGCUGAAAGCCCAUGCAGUGCAUCCAUCUAAGCCCUGCAGGACUACCUCAGCCCUAGCAAACAGGGCUUAUUCCGCAGUUGGCCAGACUGGCUCAGUGCUUCACAAGAUGGCGGUGCUUCAAGUGUUCCAGUCCAAACUUCUCCGCACCAUGGACGAGUCCAGCCAGAGUUCUGAUGCCUUUAGAGAACUGCGCACAGCGACUGACCUGGCUCUGCGCACUACUAAGGCCACUGCGCAGGCGAACGGCAAGGCGAUGGCCAAUUUGGUGGUGCUGGAGUGCCACCUUUGGCUGAAUUUGACAGAGAUCAGGGACUCUGACAAGGUCGCCUUCUUACACUCGCCUAUCUCUCCUAAGGUACUCUUUGGCCCUACCAUGGAUGGGCCACCUCAGCCUAAACCUGAGCCUGGGCCCCGGAUGGUGAAACGCUACCCGUUUCCGAAGCACCAAGGUCCCCGACCCAGAGUGACGUUGAGCCUCAGAAGCCGUCCUGAUCUGAAUGCAGAGAGGAAGAGGAGAGGUUUAUGUCCUCAUUUAGUGAGACGGCAGACGCUGAAAUCGCCACAAGCGUCAGGCGCGCUUCAGUACAAGUGCCACUGCUCAUCUGUUUCACAUUAUCACAGAAUGCUGCUCUAUCUUCUGUUCUGGAUGAGUCUAUUUCUGUUGAUUACAAACGGUGAAAGAGGAUUUUAUGGGAAUCAUUAUGGCGAGUGGAAUGAUUCGCAACUGCAGCCCACCAUACAGAAGCUGAUGAAAGGCUACAAUCGAUACCUAAGGCCAAACUUUAACCAGGGGCCUGUUGAAAUUGGAAUGAGUCUGGAUAUUGCCAGUAUUGAUGCCAUCUCUGAGAUUAACAUGGACUACACAGCCACUAUCUUCCUAAGACAACGAUGGCGAGAUUCCCGCCUCAUAUUCCCUGGAAAUGAAAGUCUGAGUCUGGACGGACGGCUGGUUUCAUUGCUGUGGAUCCCUGAUACGUUCAUCCCCGAUUCUAAGCGUUCUUUCCUUCAUGAUGUAACUGUGGAGAACCGUCUGAUCCGCAUCUUCAGCAAUGGCACUGUGCUCUACGCUCUUCGCAUAACAGCAACCAUCGCCUGCAACAUGGACCUCACCAAGUAUCCUAUGGAUAGACAAGAGUGUACUUUGCAAUUAGAAAGCUGGGGCUAUAAUUUACAGGAUGUAGUGUUUUACUGGACCCGAGGGAAUUACUCAGUGAAGGGGUUAGAUACACUGCGUCUGGCCCAGUACAGUGUGGAGAGCUACUACACAACCGUAUCUGAAGCUGUGUAUGAAACAGGUUUUUACCCGAAGCUAGUGCUGCACUUCUCUUUACGUAGAAAUGUGCUGUUCUUCAUUCUGGAGACAUAUGUGCCCUCAACACUGCUGGUGGUUCUGUCAUGGGUGUCUUUUUGGAUCAGUCAGUCCUCCGUUCCAGCUCGUACCUGCAUCGGGGUGACCACCGUUCUUACCAUGACCACACUAAUGAUGGGUGCCAGGACCUCGCUUCCCAAUGCCAACUGCUUCAUUAAGGCUAUCGACGUCUAUCUCGGCAUCUGUUUCACCUUCAUCUUUGGUGCUCUGCUGGAAUAUGCCUGUGCUCAUUUCUGCACCAUGCAGCACCAAACCAUUGAAGAUGUGCAAAGGGAACUGCUCAAAGAAUUUGAGGAGUCAAAUGGUAUGACUCACUUGGCAAAUUCAACGUCACCCAAAAAGAUGCAGACCGAAGAAUCCACUCACCAGGAGACGCCAGAACAAUCUGUGUCAUGCGAAGGGAAUGAGGCCACAGACAAGAAGAAAGAGAAGGGGUGCGGUUUGUCCUCCGUAAAGCAAAUGUCUCGCCGAGCAGCAUCCAUGAUGAGUGUCGAGAAUCCUAACAACAUCGACAGACAUGCACGUGUAUUUUUCCCCAUGGUAUUUCUCCUUGUCAAUAUUUUCUACUGGCUCUACUACCUUUUAUUCUAAUGGAUGAACCACUCUUAAUGAACAAAGUAUUGCACAAAUGACUGUAAAAGUGAAAAGACUGUUGACUCCCUAUCAAUUACAGUUAAAUAGUGGCCUAUAACAAGGACCUGGACUUGGUUCAUUGUUGCACUGAAGAAAGUAGGCCUAUUUUUACACAACAAUGAAAGUGAAGAUCACAUGGACACACAAAAAUUACCAUACAGACUCAUUUGUAGCAGGACACAAAAAAGGACGCUGUUCUAGGCGUCCACUCUUUGAUUUAGCCUAUUUAAGGGUUCAAAGCUUUACUUGUUUUUUCUUCUUGCUUUGUUUUGCUAGGUAAACGUAAUGCGCUAUAAGGCUGAUGUAAACUCCAUAAGCACUGACCAUAAUAAAUGGCACUAAGUAAAACCAAUAAUGGUCAGUGUAUGCAUGUCAUUAUGUACAGUGCGGUCCGCAAGUCUGAUUCAGGUGUAAUUCAAACCUGUAAAUAAAAAAAA